Alnus glutinosa is the source of this 1600-nucleotide messenger RNA. Its product is annotated as serine/arginine-rich splicing factor SR34A. Bases 479 to 1300 code for a protein of 273 amino acids. Gene Ontology annotation, molecular function: mRNA binding. The record is from RefSeq and is a predicted model, not a curated record. NCBI's taxonomy places the organism in Eukaryota, Viridiplantae, Streptophyta, Magnoliopsida, Fagales, Betulaceae. Gene Ontology annotation, cellular component: ribonucleoprotein complex; nucleus; cytoplasm. The transcript has 14 exons.
CAUAAAUAUCGUCAUCCUUCUCGUUUUCCUUUUGACCUUUCAUUCCCAAUUUGACGUCGCAGCAAACGAAGAAAAGAGCCACAAAAACCCUAGCGCCAGUCAUAGCUCGCUACGCGAAGGGAUACGUAUCACUUGGUCGUCGUCGCUGCCCUGCACUCGAGCUCUCAGAUCUUCGAUGACAAGCGCUUGGACAAGUAUGAGCAUUGGAAUCAUACAUAGGGAUAUAGAGAGGGAGUGGGAGAAUCAGGGUGGAGUUAUGUGUGUUAUUUAUUAUUAUUGGAGAUUCUUGCUCAAUCUCAGAAGAUCUAUACAUCUGCUAAAAUUCUGGAGAGGAUGAGGAGAUCAAAUUUUAUUUCAAUAUUAUUAUAGCAUUGGAGCAUCUUGGAGCAAAUGAGCAAUGGAGCUUGUGGAGCACGGCUCAUCUCGAGGAUUGCUCUCUUGUGAGUAAUCUGGACUAUACAUUCUUCGGGUGUCAGAUAUGAGUGGUCGUUUUUCUCGCACAAUCUAUGUUGGCAACCUGCCCUCAGAUAUAAGAGAAUGGGAAAUUGAAGAUCUAUUCCACAAGUAUGGCCGUGUAUUAGAUGUUGAAUUGAAGAUUCCGCCUCGCCCUCCAUGUUAUUGUUUUGUGGAGUUUGAUAAUGCUCGAGAUGCGGAAGAUGCAAUUAGGGGUCGUGACGGCUAUAACUUUGAUGGUUGUCGUUUAAGGGUUGAACUCGCCCAUGGUGGUAGUGGUAGAGGGCCAUCCUCAAGUGAUCGUCGUGGUGGCUAUGGUGGUGGUGGUGGCGGUGGUGGCGGUGGCGGUGGUGGUAGUGGUGGGGGCGGUGGUGGGGGCCGAUUUGGUGUCUCACGCCAUUCUGAAUAUCGAGUUAUUGUUCGCGGGCUCCCUUCUUCUGCUUCCUGGCAAGAUUUGAAGGAUCAUAUGCGAAAAGCUGGUGAUGUAUGUUUUGCUGAGGUAUCCCGUGAUAGUGAAGGGACUUUUGGCGUUGUUGAUUACAAUAAUUAUGAUGACAUGAAAUAUGCUAUUCGGAAACUUGAUGACACUGAAUUCAGAAACCCUUGGGCAAGAGCUUAUAUUCGGGUGAAGAAGUACGAGGGCAGUCCCAUAAGGAGCCGAAGUAGAAGCCGCAGCCGAAGCAGAAGCAGAAGUGUCAGAAGGGACCGCAGCAAAUCAUUGGAGCGGUCUAUUUCUAGAUCGGUGUCAAGAUCAAGAUCAAGAUCUGCAUCUCCCAUCAAAUCUUCCAGGCCAAAAUCAAGAUCAAGGUCAGGAUCUCCCCGCCAGGCGCGUUCCGGUAGUGGCUGAUUUCCAUGCAGGCGAUGUUAAAACUCGUCCUGACCAACCCAUUUAGUAGAGUUUGAGGGGAAACACUAUUAUUAUUUAUUUUUAUUUUUUUGGAUAGUUGGAAUGUGAACAACUUGAUUUGUGUUGAUGCAAUUGGUUAUAUUCCCUGUUUAUUUUUAUUUAAGCUACUAUCUGCGAGGUGUGUUAAGUAGCAACUGAGGACGACCUUGGAGAUUUGUGACUUUUUACGCAUUAUGCAUGGCACGUUUGUUUGUUUUAAGUUAAAAUUUGGUCUUUUUUAAAUAAUGCUGGAUGUGGUAA